Messenger RNA from Alligator mississippiensis (American alligator), 2218 nucleotides. RefSeq names its product RERG like (gene RERGL). The transcript is spliced from 5 exons. The record is from RefSeq and is a predicted model, not a curated record. Bases 75 to 689 code for a protein of 204 amino acids. Gene Ontology annotation, molecular function: GTP binding; GTPase activity. NCBI's taxonomy places the organism in Eukaryota, Metazoa, Chordata, Crocodylia, Alligatoridae.
AGCGGCGGCGCGGCGCGGCGCGGCGCGGGGAGCGAGAGGCUCGGGCUGGUCCCGGCGCGGCCGGGUUGGCGGGGAUGAGCGAGGUGAAGCUGGCGGUGCUGGGCAGCGAGGGAGCCGGCAAGUCGGCUCUGACUGUGAGGUUCCUCACCCGGCGCUUCAUUGGGGAAUACGCUUCCAAUUCUGAAUGCAUCUAUACUAAACACCUCUGUCUGGAUGGGAGACAAACACAUCUGGAAAUUUAUGACCCUUGUUCACAGCCCCGAAAAGGAAAGUUGUCCCUCACUAAUGAACUGCACUGGGCUGAUGGAUUUGUCAUAGUUUAUGACAUCAGUGACAGAACUUCAUUUGCAUUUGCAAAGGCAUUGCUGUACAGGAUACGAGAGUCUCAUCUAGGAGCCUUUAAAAAAGUGGUAGAGUCACCCGUGUUCCUCGUUGGUAAUAAACAGGAUCUAUGUCAUAUGAGAGAGGUUGGCUGGAAUGAAGGACAAAAGCUGGCAAUGGAAAACAAAUGCCAGUUCUGUGAACUGUCUGCAGCAGAGCAUUAUCAGGAGGUGAUGACAAUGUUCACAAAAGCCCUGAGAAACAUUACCACAAACUUCAAAGUCAAAGAGAAGAGACGCUCAAGUGGGUCAAAGUCAAUGGCCAAACUGAUCAACAGUGUGUUUGGGAAAAGGAGGAAGUCUGUGUAACUGAUAGCCAUAUGAAACAGUCUUAUGAGAACGAGGCUACAAGAACACACUGAAGCACUGCAACAGUAGACCAGACACAGUGCUUUGAUUCAUCCAAUGUGUUUAAAAGGUCUCCAUAUGAAGGGAUGAUAUGCGAUGGUACAAUCCAAAGAUAAGAAGCAAUGUAACCCAGUGAACAGGGUACUGUUGUUGGACUCAAGGCCUGGGUUUUAUUUCCAGCUUUCCCACUGAUGUGCUGUGGCAUUAGUACAGCAACUUCACCUCUGAGCUACUGCUUCCAAUACUUUGUCUCAUCUGUAUAAAUUAUGGGCUCUUAGCAGGAGGGGUUUCUCUUACUUUAUGUAGUGCUUAACAACACCAGUGCCUUAAUUUCAGCUGGAGCUUUUGGGUUGUUACCUGUCAGCUCUGUGUUCCUGAGGGAGCCCUGGCACCUAGCUUGCUGGACUUGCAAAGGACUUUUUCUGUUCUGUGUCCCCCCCAAUUUAUCAAACUAGAACUAAGCAGAAGAAAAGUUUAACAGGCAUCUAGGGCCAUACAUUUCCCCAGUCUGAGUAUGGGAAGCAUAUUUAAACUUGAUUGACUAAAACUCGGUCGCCAGGUUAGGGAAUGCUGAGGCAAGAGACCGAGUCAGAGGAGGUAUGGGCGACAUUUGAACAAUGGUUUAGGGUUCAUCACAGAGUCCAGCCUGUUGGAGCCCUGACCACAAAUGCUGUCAUACUUUCUAUGGGAUGUCUGGUGGAAGUCCUCCCCACAAAGUUUAUGAAUACUACAAGUAAUCCCCUUAAGUGUGUUAGCAUGACUUUCAGAUCUUACUGUAGUCUUUUAAGUGGAGGCUUAUUCACAACAGGUAAAAUACAAAACACUGAUGCUGACUUCACAAUGCAAGCAUAGCUAAGCCAUCUGAGAAGAAACAAUAUGGUAUCCCUUCCAAUAUAUCUUCUAUAUUCAUAAUAAUUUCAAGCUGGCUCCCAGGUGUCUGGUUACUCCUUAAAACUUAAUGUUUUUCCUGGUUGUCAAUCAGUUUCUUGAGAUGUUCCAAACCAGAUACCUUUUUCAGUGACAAGGGGUUAAUUCAUUUAAAUUGAAACUGUUUAUAUAACAGGAUUUCCCUGUGAAUUAUGGCUUGGGACAUACACAAUUAAAAGAAUGCUUUGAAGAGGCUGGACUAAGGGUAUAAGAAAGCUGUAAAAGCAGCAAACAGUGUGCUUCAAGAGGGAGAAGUCUUUCUGACACCAUCCGCUGUUCUCGAGAAGCUGGAAUAAACAGACCAUCUCUUUCCAUCGCCUGUUUAACCUUUAACAAGCGUGCUAGGAACUUUGACCAUCAACAAAACACCCGAGUGCUUUGAAAUGGUGAGAUCCCAGAUCUCUCUCUCUCUUUCUUUUUCUCUCUAGGCAUAGCUUUCUGAACCUGAAUUUUAGUAGUUCCCCUAAUACUCAAGUGAACCAGGGUAAUACUGUGAUUGUCUUUGUUUUUGCUUGCAUGGCUAUUAUCCAUAUACUCAGCAAUAAAUAACUUUUUUAGUCAAA